AUGCUUAACUCAAGUUUGCAGAAAAUUUCACAGGAAUCAGCCAACAAGACAGAAAAUGUUGAUUUACCAGUAUUUGUGUGGAACGCAUCUAUACUCUUUGUGCAGUCCUGGUUUAUCAUAUUGUUAAAUAUGGCGGUUGUUAUUGUCAUUCUGAUGAAAAGAAGAUUGAGAAAGAAGCUAUGUAAUAUGUUUUUAAUUCAGUUGCUUCUCUCUCACUUACAUGUAGGCGUGUCAUGCUUCAUGUUUUCAUUGUAUCAACUCUGCACAGGAUACAAUCCUGAAAACGGAGGCCAGUUUUACCAUACAAUCUUGGCAUUUUUACCAAUAACUGGUUUUGUCAUGACUUUUUCAAGUAUUAUACUUGUGACGAUUGAAAAGCUGAUUGCUAUUAGGAAACCGUUCUUUUAUGCUGAACUGGACUACCGAUUCUUCGUUGUAUGUUCUGGUAUUGGAUUCCUUUUCCCCCUAAUUUCCACUGUAUUGAUUUUAAAUAAAUCUACGAAAGAAAUUGCUUACAAAAUGUUUGUUGCAGGAAUUUUAUGUGUGAUAAUUAUCUUAUCAUUUUCAAAUAUUGUGAUUUACAAAGAAGUGCGUCGGCAAUUCUCUGCAAUUGCAUCAAACGUGGUCACAACGACAGAUCAAGAUCGCAUCGAGAAACUUCAACUGAUGAGAAAGCGCCAAAAUCGAUCAGUUCGUGUUUGUUUUCUAAUUGUUCUAACAUGCAUUAUCUGCUGGUUACCAGGCUGCUUUAACUGUUUCUUUUUCAUCUUCUUCCGAAGAAUGUAUAUAUUUUCGAAACACUAUACAACCAUCAGAAGUGUUGUUUAUCUCUUUGCUCUUAUGAAUUCAAUCACAGAUCCAAUCAUUUUUACUAUGAUGAACAAAGAAGUAAGAAAUCGACUGAGAUAUCUAAUUCUGAGAAAAUGUAAGAAAGUUAACUCCAUUCAAGCCGUCUCAUUGUCUGACCAUACUAAAUCCAGCAAUGCUUGA
Molecule: messenger RNA, 990 nt
Organism: Hydractinia symbiolongicarpus
Lineage: Eukaryota; Metazoa; Cnidaria; Hydrozoa; Anthoathecata; Hydractiniidae
Product: rhodopsin-like
Exons: 1
Coding region: 1-990 (329 amino acids)
Biological process (GO): G protein-coupled receptor signaling pathway
Cellular component (GO): membrane
Molecular function (GO): G protein-coupled receptor activity
Source: RefSeq, a predicted model, not a curated record